ACUCCAUAAGCCCUUAUUAUCAAGAGGUCUGCUGAUACUUACACCAAACUCUGACAUCGUUAUCAUCUCUCUUCUCUCAUCAACACUAUGGCCACGAAGACGCUGGAGUCCCGCUUUGAACACUUGUCCGUAAAGGACGAAAAUGAGAUCGGCGGAGGAAAUUAUGGUAAACAUAAGGGUUCGCUCUCGACAGCUGUGUCUCUUUCCGGUCUCGGGGCGGCAGCACAAUUGAACUCAAACCGUCCAAACUUGUUAAAGCUGGCUCUACACAAUACAAACGACGCCAGAGUAAACGCAAUAAGCACUAGCUCUUCACCCCUUAAAGGAUCCCAAGCAACAUCAUCGGCUACCGGGUCUCGUCAUGCAGGGGAGAAUGGAGAACAACGCCUAUCCACGCCGCUCUACGAACAGCCUCUGGCCCCGAAAAAGCUUCACCUUGGCAUGUUUGAAAUUGGCAAACCUCUGGGCAAAGGAAAAUUUGGCAGGGUCUAUCUGGCUAAGGAGCGAUCUUCCGGCUUUGUCUGUGCCCUCAAAGUUCUACACAAGUCGGAGCUGCAGCAGGGAGGAGUGCAGAAGCAAGUUAGGCGUGAGAUAGAGAUACAAAGCAACCUACGCCAUCCGAACGUCCUGAGACUCUAUGGUCACUUUCACGAUAGCAAGCGGAUCUUCUUAAUCUUGGAAUACGCAGGCCGAGGCGAACUGUACAAGCACCUUCGGAAAGAAAAUCGGUUUCCGGAGUGGAAGGCAGCUCAAUACAUUGCCCAAAUGGCCGCAGCACUGAAAUAUUUGCACAAGAAACAUGUUAUGCAUCGCGACAUUAAGCCAGAGAAUAUUCUCGUUGGAAUUCACGGCGAAAUCAAGAUCAGUGACUUUGGAUGGAGCGUUCACGCUCCAAAUAACAGAAGGCAGACGAUGUGCGGAACACUAGACUACUUGCCCCCUGAGAUGCUGAAGACUGGAUCCCAGGAUAACUACUAUAAUGAGAAGGUCGACUUGUGGAGUUUAGGAGUUUUGAUGUACGAAUUUUUGGUUGGAGAAGCGCCUUUCGAAGAUACACCAGUGAUGACGCAAAGACGGAUUACCAGAGCAGACAUGACAAUUCCAUCUUUCGUAAGUCCUGAGGCUAAAGAUUUGAUAAAAAGGUUGCUCGUACUUGACCCCGAAAAGCGGAUUCCGCUUGAUGAUAUCCAGAGGCACCCUUGGAUUUUAAAGCACUGUAUGAAAGAUGACAGAGUGAAAAACAAUUCUGCCUCUUCAAAAGAUGGAAGACCCUGACACGAAUGCUCGCACGUCUUAUCUUCCGAUUAAUUUUUCUUCUCUGUCAGUUUUAUAUGGUGUUCUGGAGUAUCUGACCUAGGAGUUUGGGUUUGCUGUGGAGUAUUAAUUGCUACUCAGAAGCGAAGCGUUCAUUUGGGGCAUACUAUUAUAGCAUUGAAGACAUGUGAUAAUCAGAUACAAUUCUUCC
Messenger RNA from Monascus purpureus, 1465 nucleotides. The record is from the annotation of a GenBank genome assembly. NCBI's taxonomy places the organism in Eukaryota, Fungi, Ascomycota, Eurotiomycetes, Eurotiales, Aspergillaceae.